AGACUGUGCGAAUAGCGCUGCGCCGGAGGGUUGUAUAGCUGCAGACUUUUUGAUGUAGCGUUGAGCUGGCGGUGGGUGACAAAGGAUUCCACAACCCAUUCCGCUGGACUGUGCGUGCCACGGUUAUCCUCAAUUGAAAAUAUUGUGUUCAAAUAAAAGGAUACAAUGGAUGGCCAUUGAUAUCCAUGGGGAUAGAUGGUGGUGAAAUUGACUGGUCUGUCUUUGUUGAGGGAAUUUUUCUGGAAGGUGAUAUCGCAACGAUGGUGUGUCAGACGUUCAGAAGUUUACAAAGAGGCGAUGUCAGUGCUCCUUUGCUUGCUGUGACGGUGCUUGGGGUUCUGUUCGCAGGGAUGCAAGAAACCACAGCCUUUGCCACCUGGAGAAUAGAGGAAGAAGCUUACACCUCCGGUGUGUUGAUGAUUGGGAUUCGUAAAGAUGCUCACUCGCAGGUUCUCCACCUCUCCAGGAACAAGCGCUACACCUUCACCCCCGAGAAACUAAAAUGGGACAAGUUCAAGCUCACAUACAAGCUGCUCUCUUUCCCAAGGAACCUGAUGAAUGCCAGUGACACGCGACGGGGUAUCGCCAAAGCCUUCACUAUGUGGAGUGACGUCUCACCCUUCAGCUUUAGAGAGGUUCCCACUGACCAGGAGGCAGACAUCAAGAUAGGCUUCUACCCCAUCAACCACACAGACUGUCUGCAGUCCUACUUGCACCACUGUUUUGACGGCAUUACCGGUGAACUGGCCCACGCCUUCUUCCCCCCGACGGGGGAGAUCCACUUUGACGACCAUGAGUAUUGGAUUCUGGGAAACAUGCGCUUCAGCUGGAAAAAAGGCAUGUACCUUUUUCUGAGUUUUUGUAACUGCUGUUGUGGACUCAGCACCAAAGCUACUUGCAGGAUGUCUAGCUCAAUUAUUGUCAGAUGCACUGGGUUGAAUAGUAUAAAUUGUAGUAGACACUGUAGUUGGUAAUUAUGUCUUGAAGCUGGAAAAGUAGACAGUGUAAUACUGUUCCUAAAUGUGUAAUGGUUGGUUACUGUGAGUUUAGAGCAGGGAUGGGCAACUGGCCCUUUUGAAGGCCCUGGUAUCAAUUUGGUUGUUUUUCUUUUGUUAUGUCGGUCACUGAAUUAGCCCAUGUUAGCUAAACAUUUUAGAUUGGUGAAUUAGUCUAGCGGCCAGCUAUCUAAACAUGUAGUAAUCAAGGUCGAAUUAGAGCCAGGGGCCCUUUUGUUAGUCAAAUAAAUGGACACAUUCAAUCUAUUCAUCCAAACUGCUUGCGUACGUCAGCGGGUGUCUGCAUAGACAGGCUCUAAAAUAGAACUUGGUUGACACUUGACUACUCAUUGGUUUUUACAAGCAGAUAUCCACGUGGGUGACUGAAAGAUGCACAAGGUCCAGUUGGUGGUGGUAAUGCUCCUUACAGUUGGUUGCCAAGCGCAAUAUAAAAUCCACAGAUGAAGAAGGAUGAACGAGGAGAGAUUAUUAAAAGAAAAUUAAUAAAAAACUAACUAGGUUUCCCCUUUUUAUCUGGAAAUUAAUUGUCGGAGUAGAGAAUAAACAAUUUUGAAUGACCAUAUGCAUGUUAGGUAAAAUAACAACCCAAUGUUUAUCUCACCGGAAGAAUUAACAGAAAGCUGGCUAAAUGUCCAUGAGUGUUUUGACCUGUCCCCAAAUUAAUAUAGUUGGUUCACAGUUGGUUUUGGUAUUUUAACCUUUUCACAGUCCCAGUCCAGAAUUCAAGGAAACGUACAGUAUUACGUGCUGACCACACCUCUCGCGUCGUGUGCGCGAGCAUUGCAAAAUAAAUGUACACAUACAUGUUAUUCAAUGAUUGCACUCACACUGCUCGGAUGCAUCAACGAUCGUCUGCGUAGCCAGGCGCUAAAAUAGAAUAUAUAUAUUUGUGACGCUUGACGCACUGAAAGUCCCACCUCUCUCAUCUCCUCAUUGGUUUUUAGGAAGCAUUUACCCAAGAGCGUGAUUGAAAGAUGAACUGAGGUUCACACUCCAGUCCAGUUGGUAGUGGUAAAGCACCUUAAAAGGUUGGUUGCCAACCGCCAUAUAAAGUCCAAAGAAGAAGAAGCAGCAGCCGGAAGGAGGAGAGAUUACAAGAAAUGAACUCGGUGGAUUAAUUGUCGGAGAAAUUGUCGGAGGACCUUGUGCAUUUCAGGUAAAAUAACAACCCAAUGUUAUAUCCCAGGAGAAAUUAGGUAGCAACAGCAAGCUAAAUUGCAAUACAUAUUUCAUGCUUUUCGACCUAUCCCCAAAUUAUUAUAGUUGGUUCAGAGUUUGUUUUGAUAUUUCAACCUGCGUGUCCUGGUCACGUCUGGUGUGGGUUGACAAAAUCAACAUGCGCGUGAGUGGUCUGGUCAGUAUGUUAUACAGAGCCAUGAUUGCAUGGAACUCCCACCUUAUACAGCGCAAGUGAACUCCUCAUGGCACAAUCCACAUUUUGUUACGUUACAGCCUUAUUCUACAAUUGAUUAAAUUGUCUGUUUUCCUCAUCAAUCUACACACAAUACCCCAUCAUGACAAAGCAAAAACAGGUUUUAAGCACCUUUGGUAGCUUGGGUAUGACGCUACAAGCUUGGCACACCUGUAUUUGGGGAGUUUCUCCCAUUUUUCUCUGCAGAUCCUCUCAAGCUCUGUCAGGUUGGAUGGGGAGCGUCACUGCACAGCUAUUUUCAGGUCUCUCCAGAGAUGUUCGAUCAGGUUCAAGCCUGAGCUCUGGCUGGGCCACUCAAGGACAUUGACACUUGUCCAAAAGUCACUCCUGCAUUGUCUUGGCUGUGUGCUUAAGGUAGUUGUCCUGUUGGAAGGUGAUGUCCUUAGCGCUCUGGAGCAGGCUUUCAUCAAGCAUCUCUUUGUACUUUGCUCCGUUCAUCUUCCCUCGAUCCUGACUAGUCUUCCAGUCCCUGCCGCUAAAAAACAUCCCCACAGCAUAAUGCUGCCACCACCAUGCUUCACCGUACGGAUGAUGCCAGGUUUCCUUCAGAUGUGAAGCUUGACAUUCAGGCCAAAUAGUUAAAUCUUGGUUUCAUCAGACCAGAAAAUGUUGAUUCUCAUGGUCUGAGAGUCCUUUAGGUGUUUUUGCAAACUCCAAGCGGGCUUUCAUGUACUUUUUACUGAGGAGUGGGUGCAGAGAUGGUUGUCCUUCUGGAAGGUUCUCCCAUCUCCACAGAGGAACUCUGGAGCUCUGUCAGAGUGACCAUCAGGUUAUUGGUCACCUCCCUGACCAAGGCCCAGAGGUGGGACCAAGUCAUUGUUUUACAAGUCACAAGUAAGUCUCAAGUCUUAGCACUCAAGUCCCAAGUCAAGUCCCAAGUCAAGACCGUCAAGUAUCAAGUCAAGUCUCAAGUCCUAAACUAGUCAUAAUGUGCUCUUCACCAAAUGUAAUACCAUUUCAUAUUUUUAACAAGAGUAAUAGUUAGUAUAUUACAGUUACGCAAAUCAUGAAUGCUUUUAAAAAUAUCUAUAUAUUUAUUACUUUCCAAAUAAACGUUAUUUUCAUGGAAAUACAUGGGUAAGACCUAUUGAGGAUCGCUAUGGGGCGCAAUCGGGCAAUGUAGGCUUGUACACAAUCGGCCAAUCUUAACACACACACACACACUCUGUGUGGUUAAAGUGGCCUAACGUAUGUCAAUGGUUUUAGGAACAGCAGUAACAUUAGGCAGGAUUUAGGCUACCAACUGCCUGGCCAGUUGUAGCUCAAUCUUGGGUGCAUUGAUCACGUUCCCGCACUGACUGACUGUGUGGAGGCUCAUUGAUUUAACGUUAUGUUAGCCUACAUGCUAUACUAGUAAAGUUAUAAAUUAUAUAGCUGUCGGCUAUAUUAGCCACGACUUCUUUGUGCAGCUUCAAAUGUCGAACAAAGUUGGAAAUUGUUGCGCCUCCGUCUGUAAUUUUCUUCCCGCAUGUUUUGCAAGUUGCAAUCCGUUUUUUGUUGAUACAGCGUCGUCUUUAUAUCUGAAAAUAAUAAUUUUGGGUAUCUUCUUUCUCAUUCAAAUAUUUUUUAUUGAACACACACAGGAAUGGUGUAUAGGUAUAAAAGGCAGGUAUACAAUUUUUAUCUAAACAUAAAAGAGCAGACAGAAACAAAAAGACCCAGAGUUCUGGGUACAAAACAAGACAUACAGAACAAGGACAGGUAGAAAGAAAGAGG
This is a messenger RNA of Salvelinus fontinalis (brook trout), 4164 nucleotides long. Its product is annotated as matrix metalloproteinase-23-like. The record is from RefSeq and is a predicted model, not a curated record. Gene Ontology annotation, biological process: proteolysis; collagen catabolic process; extracellular matrix organization. The coding region runs from base 186 to 974 and encodes 262 amino acids. Gene Ontology annotation, cellular component: extracellular matrix. The transcript has 4 exons. NCBI's taxonomy places the organism in Eukaryota, Metazoa, Chordata, Actinopteri, Salmoniformes, Salmonidae. Gene Ontology annotation, molecular function: zinc ion binding; metalloendopeptidase activity.